AUGACGAGUGAGCAGCUUGAGGGCCCCGCGGUUGCCAGAGGGAAUGGGGAUGCCAAGGCGUCUGUCUCGCGGGCUCAACGUAUCAGGAUCCAGGGCAUUGCAGGCGCGGGUUGCAGCAUCCCUGUGGAAGAGCGGGAUCAACACGAGAACAAAGGAGGGUUACCAGAGCUCAUCGAUGUCACGAAAUGUAACACCGUGGGGACUGCAUUCCGGGGUGACGAAUCCAUGGAAAUGACUUCCGCGAGCUUCCUUUGCCAAUUCCGAAGAGAAGGAAGGAAAGAAGCAGCCCUGCGAGAAUUGGCCCUGGAGAGUGAAGCGAAACAAUCAUCAUCAUCAAAAAGACCCAGCCAUUCGAAAUGGUGGCCGGUGCCACCAGAGUCGUAG
This is a messenger RNA of Penicillium daleae, 384 nucleotides long. RefSeq lists its product as uncharacterized. The transcript has 2 exons. The record is from RefSeq and is a predicted model, not a curated record. Lineage: Eukaryota; Fungi; Ascomycota; Eurotiomycetes; Eurotiales; Aspergillaceae. The coding region runs from base 1 to 384 and encodes 127 amino acids.